GGCCCUGAAAUGAAACCGUCCUCCGACUCGUUCAUGAUUCACGAUGAGGUCUGCGCUGGAAUUUGUCAAGCAGCAGCAGAGAGGAAGAGAAGUGGGGAAACAUUCAAAAUGCCCAGAGAAGACCGAUCUUACACAACCGCCGCCAGCCCAUCACGGUCCGACCCGACCAGAACCCCCACCCCCUGCUGAGCCCGGCCCAGAUAAAGGAAGCAGCCUGCAGGAAGCUCAGAGGCAUUUCUGCACCGAAACUCUGAAUCCGUCUGAUUCAGGCUCAGGAUUUAACUCAACAGAGAAACAAUCAGAGAUGGGGCUGCUGAACGUUGCUCUGCUCCUCGUUGUUCUCCUCACGGCGACGAUGGACGCUAAACCAAUCCGCCACCGACACGACGCCGACAUCCCCGACAAGAACCAGCCGCAGCGAUACCUGGCGGAGCUUUCCGAAGGGUCCGAGGAAUCCUCCGAGGAGUCCUCCGAGGAAGAGGAGGAGGAGGAAGAGGAGGAAGAGGAGGAGGAGGGAGUUGUGACGGACGCCGCCACCGUCCCGCCCCUGCUGGUCGUGACCACGGAUCCUCUGACGUUCACCUCGGGAGACGGCAGCACGCCGGAGCCGGUCACGGCCAACACGGCCGGGCCGGUGAUCAUGGUCCAGGAGACGACGCCAGAACCGGGGACGGGCGUGACCGCUGACGUCACCACCGCGGACGUGGUACCGACGUCACUAAGAGCUACGGAAAUGAGGGGAGAUAUCUGAAAGUCCGUUGUGUUUAUAAAGGUCAGGGGAGUUCAAAGUGUGGAGCGGGGGCCAUUUGUGGCCCCUGCAAUGAAUGCGUGGGGCCCCUGAUUUUUGUUCAAGAUUAAUACAAGUUUGAAUUUUAUUUUUAUUUAGGACAAAAUAAAAUAUUCGGACUAUGACAGAGUAUUGGGACCACAAUAAGAAAAAAAAGACAGAAAAUAAAGAAAUAAAGCCUCCUAAAGUUGUAGUUUUAGGAGAAUAAAGUAAUUUUAUUUUAAAUUUAUUUGUAUUAUUUUGACUUUAUUUUUGAAAUAUUAUGACUUCAUUCUCGUAAUUUUAUAAUUUUGUUCUCAUACUUAAAUAUUCUUUUUUUUUCUUAGUAUGGCCGUAAAUCUCUGACUUCCAGAAAACAGAAAAUAUUGGCUAAGACACCAAUAUUUGUGGUUAAAUAACCCCACCUUUUGCAUUUCGACUUUUACCCAAAUCUGUUUUAUUAAUUCAAUAAACCUUGCUAAAUAAAGUGACUUAAAUCCUAAUUUUUAGUAAAUUGUGUUCUAUUUUUCUUUCUUUCUUCACACAGAAAAUUAGUAAAAUUGCUUUUAUUAAGGCAAACCUACAGAACAACGUUUUAGGUUUUGCAUGAAAACCAACAACAAAUCUGUCUGUUUAAAGUUUAUUUUAGUAGGUAAAAUGUGAUUUCUCCCAAUAAAAUAAUGCAAGUUAUUGAAAAUGAUUAAUAUUUUAUGUUCCAACCUUUCCUGUCACACUGAAUAUGUUCUUUAUGUGGAAUAAAAUAAUUUUUUACACACAUGUAUAAUGUUUACAUGUGUAACUGAUCCUCUUUUUAAUGUUGUGUCCUUUAGACUUGCGAAGUUUCUUCGUCAAGCAACUUUUUAAAAAUUGUUUUAUUAAUUACUUUUAUGUAAACCAAAAAACAAAUCUGUGUUUGCAUGUCAAUCUUUGUCGGAUUGCAAUUUUUAACCCUGUUGGAAGUGAAUAAAGGUUUCUGUUAAAGA
This is a messenger RNA of Gambusia affinis (western mosquitofish), 1749 nucleotides long. RefSeq names its product splicing factor, arginine/serine-rich 19-like. The coding region runs from base 44 to 751 and encodes 235 amino acids. The record is from RefSeq and is a predicted model, not a curated record. NCBI's taxonomy places the organism in Eukaryota, Metazoa, Chordata, Actinopteri, Cyprinodontiformes, Poeciliidae. The transcript has 4 exons.